AACAGACAGAUGAAGCAGGUAUUGGAACUACAAUCUGUCAAGUCAUGGGCGUGGCCUUGCCUCGAGCGGGGCGUGGUUUGCUCGCAGUGGGUGGGGUCAUGUGCAGUCAAUUUUAAUUUCAUCCACUCCCCCGUGCACACAAAAUGGCUGUGGUGUAACGCAAGACUGCCUCCAGACAAAAAGGUUAUGAAAAGCAACAGAGUUACGUGAAUUAUAUCGGUUUGCUCCGGACUCUGAAGGGAGACGUAAACUACAAUCUGGAGUUAUGCAAACAAACUGACACGUGCUUUAUUGAGACGGGAGUUCAUGUCAGUCUGUCAUUUCCAUCUCUGCUUCAGGAGGAGAAGCCAGGCUUUUGUAAUGGCCGAACAAAGGAGAGUUUCGUUUAAUGAUGUAUCUCUCCUGCUCUCUUCCACGUUCUCCAGUGGAGUUCACAACGCAGCCAUGGACGUGAGCAGCUCUCUGAAGAUGAGCUCUCUGACCACCCAGAGUCUCUUCAGCUACGUGGAGGAGGAAAACCUUUCGGCCGUCAAAGCCCAUCUGGACAAAUACAGAGAGGUGGACACCAGAAGUGAAAACGGCCAGACGGCGCUCAUGCUGGCCUCGGAGCAGGGCAGUCUAGAGAUCGUGCAGGAGCUCAUCCGCAGAGGAGCAAACGUCAACUUGGACGAUAUUGAUUGCUGGACUGCACUGAUUUCAGCUGCUAAAGAGGGACACACUGAAGUGGUGAAGGAACUCCUGGAGAACAAUGCCAACGUGGAGCAUCGCGACAUGGGGGGCUGGAGCGCGCUCAUGUGGGCCGCUUAUAAGGGUCGUGCGGAGGUGGCACGUCUACUGCUGGAGAAAGGAGCAAACCCCAACAUCACCGGACAGUACAGUGUAUACCCAGUCAUAUGGGCUGCAGGAAGAGGCCAUGCAGAGAUCGUUCAGCUGCUGCUUCAGCAUGGAGCCAAAGUCAACUGCUCUGACAAGUAUGGCACCACACCCCUGAUCUGGGCGGCCAGGAAGGGCCAUUAUGUCUGUGUGAUGCAUCUGCUGGAGAACGGCGCCAAUGUGGACCAGGAGGGAGCGAACUCCAUGACUGCGCUGAUAGUGGCCGUGCGAGGUGGUUUCACCGAGGUGGUGAAGGAGCUGCUUAAAAGAAACCCCAACAUGAAUAUGACCGAUAAAGACGGCAACACUGCUCUGAUGAUCGCCGCUAUAGAGGGCUGCACCGAGAUUGUCCAAGACCUGCUGGACGCGGGGACGUACGUCAACAUCCCCGACCGGAGUGGUGAUACUGUGCUUAUCGGAGCCGUCAGAGGAGGUCAUGUGGAGAUCGUUCGAGCUCUGCUUAAUAAAUAUGCUGAUAUUGAUGUCAAAGGCCAGGAUGGUAAGACUGCCUUGUACUGGGCUGUGGAGAAAAGCAAUGCGACCAUGGUUCGAGACAUUCUGCAGUGCAACCCUGACACAGAGGCCUACACCAAGGAUGGAGAGACUCCCCUUAUAAAAGCUACCAAGAUGAGAAACAUGGAAAUUGUGGAGCUUCUUUUGGACAAAGGCGCCAAAGUGUCAGCAGUGGACAAGAAAGGUGACACAGCUCUGCAUAUCGCCAUUCGCGGGAGAAGCCGCAAACUCGCUGAGCUGCUCUUGAGGAACCCUAAAGAUGGUCGUCUGCUCUACCGGCCCAACAAAGAAGGAGAGACGCCCUACAACAUUGACUGCACUCAUCAGAAGAGCAUCCUCACCCAGAUAUUUGGUGCCAAGCACCUGUCUCCCUCUGAGUGUGACGGGGACAUGCUGGGUUACGACCUGUACAGCAGCGCUCUGGCAGACAUCCUGAGUGAGCCCACCAUGCAGCCACCCAUCUGCGUGGGGCUGUAUGCCCAGUGGGGCAGCGGCAAGUCCUUCCUGCUUAAGAAACUGGAGGAUGAGAUGAAAACGUUCGCCGGGCAGCAGGUGGAGCCCUUGUUCCAGUUCUCGUGGUUGGUGGUGGUUUUGACUCUGCUGCUCUGUGGAGCCGUGUCUCUGGUCCUCGGUUUUGCUGUCGACACUAAACUGGCCAUCGCUGUGGCCCUCAGCCUGCUCGCCCUAAUGUACAUCUUCUUUGUGUUGGUGUACUUCGGCGGGAGAAAAGGUGGAGAGAGUUGGAGAUGGGCCUGGGUCCUCAGCACCAGACUGGCCCGCCACCUCGGCUACCUGGAGCUUCUUCUCAAACUCAUGUUCGUCAAUCCCCCCGAGCUUCCAGAGCAGACCACCAAAGCCCUGCCUGUCAGGUUUCUGUUCACGGACUAUAACCGUCUGUCGAGUGUGGGAGGGGAGACGUCCAUGGCUGAAAUGAUAGCCACGCUGUCCGAUGCCUGUGAGAGAGAGUUCGGCUUCUUGGCCACCAGACUUUUUAGGGUCUUCAAGAAUGAUGAAACUCAAGGAAAGAAGUGGAAGAAGACAUGUUGCGUGCCCUCCUUCGUGCUCUUUGUGUUGACUUCGGGCUGUCUGAUCACAGGCAUGACCCUGCUGGCCAUCUUCAAGGUGGACGCAGAGAACCUGACGGUGAACGCGGUCCUGAUCUCCAUGGCCAGUGUGGUGGGUCUGGCCGUGCUGCUGAACUGUCGGACCUGGUGGCAGGUGGCCGACUCUGUGCUGCACUCUCAGAGGAGGAGGCUCCUGAACGCUGCCAACAGCAUGCACAAGCUCAAGAGCGAGGGAUUCAUGAAGGUUUUGAAGUGUGAAGUGGAGCUCAUGGCUAAAAUGGCUAAAACCAUUGACGGCUUCACUCAGAAUCAGACCCGACUGGCUGUCAUCAUCGAUGGCCUGGAUUCCUGUGAACAAGACAAAGUGCUACAGAUGCUUGAUACGGUUCGGGUGCUCUUCUCUAAAGGCCCCUUCAUCUCAAUCUUUGCCAGUGACCCACAUAUCAUCAUCAAAGCCAUAAACCAGAACCUCAACAGUGUGCUACGUGACUCCAACAUCAAUGGCCACGACUACAUGCGAAACAUCAUCCACCUGCCCGUGUUCCUCAACAGCCGUGGCCUAAGCACUGCCAAGAGACUCUGUAUUUCCACAGCAGCCAACGCCGAUCAGCUCAACUCUGAUGCGUGGCAAGAGGACAUGGACAGGAAGUUGUCUCAGAACAGUCUCGGCGAGCAGGGCAGGCAGGGCAGCAAAACAGCACUGAACCGCCGGGACACGUACCGCAGGAGACAGAUGCAGCGCUCCGUCACGCGCCAGAUGUCCUUUGACCUGACCAAGCUGCUGGUCACCGAAGACUGGUUCAGUGACAUCAGCCCUCAGACGAUGAGGAGGCUGCUCAACAUAGUGUCAGUCACAGGUCGCCUACUUCGAGCCAAUCAGAUCAUUUUUAACUGGGACCGUCUAGCGUCCUGGAUCAACCUGACGGAGGAGUGGCCGUACCGUACGUCCUGGAUCAUUCUCUUCCUGGAGGAAACCGAUGGAGUUUCAGACCAGGUCACUCUGAGGACCAUCUAUGAGAGGAUUUCUAAAAACAUCCCCACCACUAAAGAUGUGGAGCCUCUGUUGGAGAUCGAUGGUGAUAUUCGUAGUUUCGAGGUGUUUCUGUCAUCGCACACCCCUGUUCUCACCGCUCGUGAAGUGGAGAUGUUCCUGCCUUGUACCGUCAACCUGGAUCCCAAACUAAGGGAGAUCAUCGCAGAUGUCCGAGACGCACGAGAGCAGAUGCACCUUGGAGGAGUCAGCUAUCCCACACUGCCUCUGCAAGAUGCUUCGGUACGGCCGCAGUCCACAUUUGGGCAGCACUCUUUGGCCUGCUCUCCCACAGGCUCUUUCCCUGGCUCUUUCCCUCCUGCUGGAGUGCUGCCGGCCGCUCAACCCCACAGCAGCUACUUUAGUGGGCUUACGGGACCCCAACAUCCCUUCUACAACAGGCCUUACUUCCCUCAUCAUGUUUAUCACCUGCCCCGACAUUACCCUGGCAGCCCCCAUCACACCCCCUCACGCCCUGCUACUAAACUCCAUAAGGACCCCAGUCUGGGACUAGAUGUAAUCAGAGAGGACUCCAGUGAGGGUCUUCCCUCUCCUACAUCCCCCUCUAUGAUCAAAUCUGAGCCCUUCAGAAUGAAGCAGGGCUCUGGUUCUGUGGUUUCUAGUGCAUCUCAGGUCCUCCUCAGUUCUCUGAGCAUCGAUGGCGUAUGUGAGAAGCUCAGACAGGUCCAGGGCCUGGACUCCAGCAUGCUGGAGCAGUAUAUCGGCACAAUCAAAAAGGCCAACGUGAACGGCCGGGUUCUGUCUCAGUGCAACCUUGAUGAGCUCAAGAAGGAAAUGAACAUGAACUUCGGAGACUGGCAUCUCUUCAGGUCCAUGGUACUAGAGCAGCGUCAUGUGGAGAACCAGCUGCUGCGUGAUGAAUCGGGAGCGUGCAGCGAACAGGGCAGCGGCGUGUUGACUCAACUCGAACCCCAAAGACCCUCCGAAGCGCCACAAGACCCAGAAAACUUCACGUACAGCCUCAACCUAAGCUUUGAAGAGCUCAGCGGUGUGGGUCUGGAGGAGCCCGCCAAACAACACAAUGCCCACUGGCUGGCCAACACUCACCGGACUCCAAGCAUAUCCAGUCUGAACUCUCAGGAAUCAUCCAACGACAUCUGCAAGCUGACCGACAAGCAGCAAGCUGAGUACCGCAGUGCUUACCAGGAAUACAUCUCGCACAUGUCCCAUCUGGAGAUAUCUGCUGCUGGACGAGAGAGUCCCGCUCAAGCCCUGUCCGGCCAGUUCCUCACAGCCAGCUCUGAAGAGAAGACUAAGGAAAGUGAGCAAGACGGGCGCAAACCCUUCGCCAAAAAGAGCUCCAAACCUGCAGACACUAUUGUGGACUUUUCCUCCAUCCCAGACGGUGCUCUUCUAGAUCCCAUUACAGAAGAGGAUGAGAAGUCAGAGCAUGGGUCCUCCACUAAAAUCCCUACCAAACGCAAGACCAAAGGACAGGGGCCAUCUUACCACAGCAUACCGAGCGAUGAAGAAGAUUCAGAUGAGGAAGAGACCGAUGCCACCCCGCUGCUGAGAGAGGAACCCUGGGCCGCCGAACCAGAUCUAAGCCUCUUAUGUAAAGGCAAGAGCUUCAUCUCAGACAUCACGCUGGACAAGAAAUCGUCCGAUUCUGGAGUGAGGUCCAGCAGGAGCUCAUCCGACCACUCGCUGCAAGACGAGGAGAGCGAAGCAGCUCAGGAGAAGGAGGAGAAGUCCGGUGAGAAGAGAGAAGAAGAGGCUCAUCUGAUCGAGCUGGUUCUUGAGAGCCCGGUUAAGAAGCGAGUCUUACCAAACAGGCUGAGUAAUCUCCAGGAUGAGGCCGUGGCCCGGAUGUCCAUCUGCUCCGACGCUCCAUCUGACAGCAGCAGCCCUGAAGAGAGCUGGCCGACUUCAGCCGUGAGCAACCUCAACUGCUCACCCGACAAUACUGCCCUCAACAACAACAUCAACAACAGCGCCCAGCAGGAGACGCCCGACUCCACCGACUGCCCCUCCAUCAUUAUACGACCAGGAUCCAGCACCGAAAACACCACGCUGCCCAAUCAGAACCUGCUUGGAGGCCACCGGAAGAGGUCCACCGGUCCCUCCACCGACGCUGCAGAGGAACGAGAGAGUGUCCUGUGAGCCUUACAAGGUUUCUUACUAACUUUCUGUUCAAGAAAAAAAAAAAGAAAGUCCAAUAACGGCAAAGAUUCAGACAAACUCUUUAUUCGGGCGUCGUUAUAGGUAACACUAAUUAAAAAUGACCCUUCACUGCAGUUUCUUCAUCAGUAUUUUGGGCUAGUUUUGCGUGAAAAUAAUUUAAGCAUAAAAUUCAUAAACAUAACCUACUUAAAAGUGUACACUGAAGUACAAUUCAUGAACAUCAGUAAAUUCAUUGGGUAACACAAUGAAAAAUACUUCUACAGCUUUAAUCAUUUAGGUUGAUGUUCAUUUUUGCAUAUUAUAAAUGAGCCUGAGUUCACAACAUGAAUUCCAGCAAUUAUUAACAUAACAGUAUAUUUAGACAUUUUAUAUAUUAACCUACACUCUUAAAAAUAAAGGUGCUUUAAAAGGUUCUCCACAACGAUGCCAUGUUAUUUUUUUGAUUCGUUUAUUAUAUCUAAUGUGCUGAUUAAUGCUAAUAAAUUAAAGCUUAUUAGAGUGUUACCGAAAAAUAAAGCAAGCACUAAAAACAAGCCUUAUUAUAUUACACAAUUUCGUCCUCAAAUCCAUCUUGACAUUUAGAUUAGGAUUUUUUUGAAGUGGAGAGAACAAAAUCAAAAUACCGAUUCAGAAGAUGCAGUGUAAAAGUGAGUAUUGUUAUUGUUGCUGUUUUUGGAGUGGUGCUAAAAAAGCAAUAAACGGAGGCUGUGAAGCUGUAGGUAGUUUCUGAUUUGUUUAGUGCAAAUCCUGUUAUUUCAUGCUCCGUUGCUAACAUUAAAGAUCUAGUGUAGGUCGGUCCACGAUAUUCAAAUCCAUCAAGUAGAGUGGGGAUUUAACCACAUAGAGUUGGUGCUGGUGUUUUUGCUGUGAUCGGUGAUGUGAAAGCUGUUAUUUAUUUGUGAUUGAAUGCCCGGUUCACAUUCAGGUCACCCUUGUAGUCUGAAUUCUGCCUUGUAGUCUUUUAGAUGAGCGAGUCUGUCUGCGAUCAGUGUUGAGAAAAACAAGAGAGCUUUGGCUUGUGUGUGUGUGAGUAUCCUCUGCGUUUUCUCACGUUAAUAAAUUCCAUUCUUUUCUCCGAUCUUGCGAGAAUUCAUGAUUUGAUCAUUGAAAUGAUGCGUUGUUGUAUUUGACAAAAUAAAAAUGGACACAUUUGAAGUGAACCGUGUGAAGCGCGCGUUGAUGGAUUGAAUGCUGAGAUCGUACAGUUUAAAUACGUUUAUUUUAAAAGCACAUACAUUUGUGUAUUUGGAGAACGCUUACCGACUGUCAAUCAUUCUCCCCAGAAAUCAUGAAAUAGUUUUUCUGAGGUGAAGUCUGGCCACCAGCAGGCGGCGCACUCUUCAUAUCAACAACAUUAACAGAGGUUUAGGCUGCGUUUGAGAUUCAACCUUUAAUUUUUAAAUGCACACCUUGCGAAAAUGUAUGAAAUAAAUAGGGGCACGUACCACUUAUCGCUCUCUUUUUUUAGUUAAUUAGUUUUCCAGAAUUACAACACACAAAAUGACUUCCUUCAAACGUGUUUAUCCCUUACUACACUAUAAAAUAACAUUUUUAAUACCGUAUAACCUAAUGUUGAUAAUUAGUUUUAUUUAGAGAAUGUUAGUGCAGAGGACUCGGUGUACAGUUGCAAAAAAAAAAAUCCUAUAUAUUUUGUGCUCAUUAAGGGGCAGACUAGCCCCACAGUCAAUUAUUUUACAAACUGCAUUUCACAGAUCAAAAGCUCGAGCAUCGAUUUAACCGCCGUUCCAUCCACACGCGGAUUAUACGAAUGGGAGAACCCGUGGAUGCGAUCACGAUUGAUGUUUGAACUUCUAAACACCUUCAAGAAACGAGUUUCACCACACAGGAAGAGGAAAAAGAGGUCAGUUGCAGGAAAAACGGAUAGGCUGUGUGAUUUGUGGACGGUUAUAUGUUAAGAAAAAGCACCUUUCCCCUCCACUACGGACCAAAAUGAAUGCAUUUCUUCACAGCCAUACGGCAGUUUAAGAGAUUGAUCAAGGCUCCAAUCAGUGAGGGUGAAUGUACACGUGUGAAGGGUCAGAGGCAUGCUUUUCAAUCCCGGAUAUGAAAGGCAAGGUCAAUAUACAGCACAACACUGGCAACUUCUACACAAGCAUAACAGACCAGCGUCAAAUAAAGCAUUUGAUUUAUUUUGUAUAAAAUAAAAAAAAAAAAAAAAGGUACGAUUUACAAUAUUACUUUUAUAAAAAGUCUCAGCAUACAGCAUAACACUUUGCAGAUACUGACAGUCCAAUUUCUGCAACUAUACAAGAUAAAACUCUGAGAGAGUUCACAAGGUUUCAUCAUGUCAUUUUCAACGUCCAGUCCUUCGUGUGCCAAAAGAAUUGACAAAAACAGACUUAAACUUUGUACAGUAACUAACCACGUCUUCUCCUAUUCACACGGUCUUCACGAGAGAAAAAAAAAAAAAAAAAAAAAAGGUAAGACUUCUUCUCAAUGGCGAGAAAAGGUUCCUUGUGAUCAUUUACAGGUUUCCCUCCUAUUUUCAGGGAAUAUAGUGCUUCUUCCUCUUGAAGAAAGGACCAAAUAAGUCUUUUUAGAAGAUAAAUAAUCAAUGUCCGAACUUAUAACACAUCACAUGGAUUGUCCUUUUAGAAGCAAAAAAAAAUAAUAAUAAAAAAAAAAAAAAAAAAAAAAAAAA
This is a messenger RNA of Puntigrus tetrazona (Sumatra barb), 8287 nucleotides long. RefSeq names its product kinase D-interacting substrate 220a (gene kidins220a). NCBI's taxonomy places the organism in Eukaryota, Metazoa, Chordata, Actinopteri, Cypriniformes, Cyprinidae. The record is from RefSeq and is a predicted model, not a curated record. The coding region runs from base 307 to 5604 and encodes 1765 amino acids. The transcript has 31 exons. Gene Ontology annotation, molecular function: protein binding.